UUGCCAUUGCUCGUGCUUAUCACUCGUAUCUUUCUUCCCCUCACUCUCUUCCCUGCCUGUGUCUUUGUCCGAGUCUCUGUCUAUCUCGCUCUCUCUCUCUCUAACAACAUGGCUAAAGCCACUACCAUCAUUGAUCAUCUGCAACACUCUUCACUGUUAAUCUGAUCUCUCCGUAUGUAUUACCAAAUUUACACUCUUUAGCACAACAUCAACACCUUAACUCACAAUCAAGGACUUUUCUUUUUCUUUUUUAAAAAUUUUCUGUUUUGAAAAGAAAAGAUUUUUGGGUUUCUUGAGUUCGUUGGUUUUGAUCAACAAACAACAGCUUAUUUGAACCAACAAACAAAAACCCAGUUUAAUUUUAGCCUUUUUUAGCUUAAAUUUAGCCAAAAGUUUCAUUCUUUACACUCAUAUCUAAUGAUCACUGACACGUAUUCAAAGAUUUUGCCCGAUAUAUCAAUGCGAUCAAUGCUCAAAAACGAGGAUUUGGGCAAACUGAUUAGAGAGCAAAGGUUACAUCAAGAGGUAGCGAGUGACAGAGAGGAGCUCAAUAUUUAUCGGAGUGGGUCUGCCCCACCUACUGUAGAAGGGUCUUUAAGCUCGAUUGGGGGCUUGUUUGAUGCUACUGGGUUACCUGCUAUCAAAAAGAACAACAAAGGUGGGUUCUUGAGCGAGGAGGAUAUACGUUCUGAUCCAGCUUAUGUUAAUUAUUACUACUCUAACGUGAACUUGAAUCCAAGACUGCCUCCUCCUUUGUUAUCAAAGGAGGAUUGGAGGUUUUCACAGAGAUUACAUGGUGGUGGGGUUAAUCCGGUGGUUGGGGACGGACGGAAGGGUGGUAGAGGCGGUGAUAAUGAAGGAAACAGGUCGCUUUUUGCAGUGCAGCCAGGGUUUGGGGGAGGGAAGGAGGAGAAUGGGAAUGGGGCUGGUGGAGGAGUCGAGUGGGGAGGAGAUGGGUUGAUUGGAUUGCCAGGUUUAGGCCUAGGAAGAAGGCAAAAGAGCAUUGCAGAAAUCAUUCAGGAUGACAUGGAUCAUGCAAAUUCCAUCUUAAGGCACCCUUCUCGUCCAGCCAGUCGGAAUGCAUUUGAUGAUACUGUAGAAACUUCUGAAGCCCAGUUUGCUCAGCUUCACGAUUUAGCAUCUGCUGAUGCUUUGCAUUCUGUUUCAAACAAACAGGGGGUGACCAUGGUCCCAAAUGUUGGUGCAACUGCCUCUCAUACCUAUGCUUCUGCUUUAGGUGCCUCCUUGUCACGAAGCACUACACCUGACCCUCAGCUUGUUGCUAGAGCUCCUAGUCCUCGCAUUCCAACUAUUGGAGGAGGUAGGACCAAUUCUAUGGAUAAAAGAGAAGUUAGUGGUCCAAACUCAUUUAAAGGUGUCUCAUCAAGCUUGAAUGAGUCUCCUGAGCUUGUAGCAGCUUUGUCUGGGUUGAAUCUGUCUUCAGUUGAUGUAGAAAAUCAUGCAAGAUCACAAAGCCUUCAUAACAUUGAUGACCACUGUGAUCUCUUCAAUCUGCAUGGCGACCAGAACCAUGUCAAGCAACAGUCAUUUUUGAAUAAAUCUAAUUUAUCUGCUAACUCAUAUUUAAAAGGCCCCUCAACACCAGCUCUUAAUGGCAGAAGAGGCUCUCCUUCUGACCUUCAGAAUGCUGAUAACACAAAUUCCCCAUUUACAAACUACAGCUUGAGUGGGUAUCCUGUGAAUCCUUCAUCUCCAUCCAUGAUGGGAAGCCAGUUUGGCAGUGGGGUUUUACCACCUUUAUUUGAAAAUGUUGCUGCUGCAUCUGCAAUGGGAGGAGCUGGAUUGGAUUCUAGAGCAUUGAGUGCUUUAGGGCCAAACUUAAUGGCUGCUGCAGCAGAAUUACAGAAUAGAGCUGGAAAUCAGACUGCUGGUACUGCUCUGCAGAUGAUGCCACUAAUGGAUCCCUUGUAUCUUCAGUACCUGAGAUCAAAUGAAUACACUGCUGCACAGCUGGGGGCACUCAAUGAUCCUACUGUAGACAGAGAGUAUCUUGGAAAUUCAUACGUGGAUAUGCUCCAAAAAGCUUACUUAGGAGCAUUGCUUUCACCGCAAAAAUCACAAUAUGGCAUUCCCUAUCUGGGCAAAUCUGGCAGCUUGAAUCACAAUUACUAUGGUAAUCCAGCAUUUGGUCUUGGCAUGUCUUAUUCUGGAAGUCCAAUAGGUGGGCCACUUCUUCCAAAUUCUCCUAUUGGAUCUGGCAGUCCUGUCAGGCACGGUGAGAGAAACAUGCGUUUUAAUUCUGGGUUGAGGAAUCUGUCGGGGGGUGUUAUAGGAUCUUGGCACUCAGAGACUGGUGGUAAUUUGGAUGAAAAUUUUCCUCCCUCUUUGCUAGAUGAAUUCAAAAGCAAUAAAACUAAAUGUUUUGAACUCUUGGAAAUUGCAGGUCAUGUUGUUGAAUUCAGUGCCGAUCAGUAUGGGAGUCGAUUCAUUCAACAGAAACUUGAAACUGCUACAGCAGAUGAGAAAAACAUGGUUUUCAAUGAGAUUAUGCCCCAAGCUCUUUCAUUAAUGACUGAUGUUUUUGGUAAUUAUGUGAUACAAAAGUUUUUUGAGCAUGGAUCUGCAUCCCAAAUAAGAGAACUGGCUGACCAAUUAACUGGGCAUGUCCUGACGCUUAGCCUUCAAAUGUAUGGUUGUCGAGUGAUACAAAAGGCUAUAGAAAUGGUUGAGUUGGACCAGCAGACAAAAAUGGUGACAGAGCUUGAUGGUCAUAUUAUGCGCUGUGUACGUGAUCAGAAUGGGAACCAUGUCAUCCAGAAGUGUAUUGAAUGUGUCCCUGAAGAUGCUAUACAUUUUAUUGUUUCAACGUUUUAUGAUCAAGUUGUGACGCUAUCCACUCAUCCAUAUGGUUGUCGAGUCAUACAGAGAGUCCUGGAGCACUGCCAUGACACAAAUACCCAGCGUAUAAUGAUGGAUGAGAUUUUGCAAUCUGUUUGCAUGUUGGCACAAGACCAGUAUGGAAAUUAUGUUGUACAGCAUGUGCUAGAGCAUGGAAAGCCUCAUGAACGUUCAGCAAUAAUAAAGAAAUUAACUGGGCAGAUAGUUCAAAUGAGCCAGCAGAAAUUUGCCUCCAAUGUUAUAGAGAAGUGUCUAACAUUUGGUACUCCCGCAGAACGCCAGGCUCUGGUGAAUGAAAUGCUUGGUACCACUGAUGAAAAUGAGCCUCUUCAGGUUAUGAUGAAAGAUCAGUUUGCUAAUUACGUUGUACAGAAAGUGCUGGAAACUUGUGAUGACCAGCAACUUGAACUAAUCCUUAAUCGAAUAAAGAUUCACUUAAAUGCUCUGAAGAAGUAUACUUAUGGGAAGCAUAUAGUUGCGCGUGUAGAGAAACUUGUUGCAGCUGGAGAGAGGAGGAUCAGCUUCCUUACCCUGCAUCCUGCUGCGUAGAUGGCAUAGUUGAAGUUGUACAGCUAACUGAGGAUAGUAUGAGCGCCUCUCUUUUUUCUUUCUUUUAAUAUCUAGUAAUGGCUGUCUAUUGAUUUGGAUAGACAGGAGUUUAAUGAAAAUAAAAUUGUCGGUUGUACUUAAAACUGUACAUUUUUAGUUUGAGGAUAUACCUAGAUGAGGCUAGCUGAGGCUCAGAUGGUGAACAUUCUGAUGCUGAUGCAGAGGCGAUAAGAAUUUACUGUACAAGUUUUAAGGUUGUAAAAAGGGAGGUAGUGUAUUUGUGAUCGCGACUGUACAAAAUAUUACCAGGCAGAGAUGGCCUUUGUGUUUAGGAGAGUCUUGAAUUUUUCUGUGUAUGGAUCUUUUAUUUUCCUUUUAAAGAACUUUUCUUCAUGUCA
Manihot esculenta (cassava) is the source of this 3806-nucleotide messenger RNA. RefSeq names its product pumilio homolog 1. Gene Ontology annotation, biological process: post-transcriptional regulation of gene expression. Gene Ontology annotation, cellular component: cytoplasm. Gene Ontology annotation, molecular function: mRNA binding. The record is from RefSeq and is a predicted model, not a curated record. The transcript is spliced from 9 exons. Bases 418 to 3408 code for a protein of 996 amino acids. NCBI's taxonomy places the organism in Eukaryota, Viridiplantae, Streptophyta, Magnoliopsida, Malpighiales, Euphorbiaceae.